This is a messenger RNA of Nanorana parkeri, 1563 nucleotides long. It is a transcript of the gene MSS51, whose product is annotated as MSS51 mitochondrial translational activator. The record is from RefSeq and is a predicted model, not a curated record. NCBI's taxonomy places the organism in Eukaryota, Metazoa, Chordata, Amphibia, Anura, Dicroglossidae. The coding region runs from base 1 to 1563 and encodes 520 amino acids. The transcript is spliced from 7 exons.
AUGCAGGUGCAUGAUGGGUGUAUGAGGCUUGUUCAGCGGGAGAUCAGCACACUUUCAGUGUCUUAUCUGAUCUCCCCUCUGCUUAUUAAACCCGAAUUCGACAUUGAUGUCAUUACUUCCAGUAUUAAGUUGUCAUUUCUCCAGCUGCUGUGGCUAGAGAAGAAGUCGGUGAAGCACAAUCUGUGCUUCAUAAGCUUCUGUGGGGUUCACAGCUCUAUCCCUACAGACACCAUGGCAGAGACAAAAGUGCAGGCUGAAAAAUCGACCAGUGCAGAAAAACCUAAAGUGGCCCCGGGAGCCACAAGCAGCUACUACACCGACUCCCUGGGGUUCAUGGCCAUGGACAGCAACGUCCCUGGAUUGUCCAACGUCAUCCUGCAGAAGCUGAACAUGCGGAGCUUCGAGGAGUACAGGUCUGCAGUAGAAGGUAACAAUCUUGCUGGAAAUUUUGGCAUCAAGACGUACUCGGAGAUGUUUCAAAAGAUGGAGGACACUUACAAAUUCUGCGUGCAAUGCAAGAAGCUCCCGUCCAGUAUUCCCGACGCCCGUGGUAUGAGGCGUUGUAAAAGGUGUCAGAACAUUUACUAUUGCAGCUCGGAGUGUCAGAGGGAGAACUGGCCUGUGCACAAGAAGUUCUGCAGGAAACUGAAACUGGCUGCCAUUGAUAGGCUGCUCGAGUGGCUGAUCUUCACAGGAGAUAUUCCUUUCGCCACCUGUCCUUGGACAAUGUCCAUUUCCAAUGUGAAGACCUGGGAUGACUGGUUCUCCAUGCAGGAAAACCUUGAGGAGAAGAUAGCAAACAUCAUGGCGGGACGUUACAUGGGCAUCCUCUGGUCCAACUGCGGAAAGCCAAAACCCGAGAACCCCGAACUGCGAGAGUCCAUCAAACGUUUGACGACCGACUAUUUCACAAGGCCAAUGACCAUUGGUUUUGGUAUGAACGCUUUCCGCAUCGAUCCCUACUCCGUUCCCAUCACUGUACAUGUGGUUGGCGCCUCUCACAUUGAGACUUUGAACAUCCGUCCGACGGACUACGACGAGCUUGCCAAGAUGUUUCCGGGGAACCAGGGUCUGGAGGUGCUUAUGGUUGGCCCGGAAGUGGUCAGUGGCCCGGUGAUGAGACCACCACUGACAGCUUUUGGCCCGUCCGGGAAAGUCUACCUGAGCGGUUACAAAGCUCUAUACCAUAUCUUCUGGGAGGCGAUGGUGGAGAACCAACGGGCAGCGAGGCCUGAUCUCGUGGUGGGCUUCCAUCCAGGAUUCCACGCCUCGCAGGGUCUUACGGAGGGCUGGCUUCCCACCCUGCUUCUUCUGCGGGAUUAUAACAUCCCCUGUCUGUUCACCAUGUACAGUGAUCAAGAGCUGAAGUACUCCCUGCAAAUCCUGGCGGAGUUGGAGACGAAGGUGAUCGCGUCCGGGCCCUUCCCGUUCGCCUCCCAGAAACCCGAACAGGUCCAGUCAGACCCCAACAAGCCCCCCGUCACCAGUAACUCCCACUUCCUGCUCUUCAAGGGGGCCGCCUGGCAGGACACGGAGACCGACAUGGGAGAGCUGGAGGACUAA